This is a messenger RNA of Geodia barretti, 5072 nucleotides long. The record is from the annotation of a GenBank genome assembly. NCBI's taxonomy places the organism in Eukaryota, Metazoa, Porifera, Demospongiae, Tetractinellida, Geodiidae.
UCUGAGCUGUUGGAGCACAGCUGAGAAUGAGUCAACUAGCGGUAUGCCCCCACGAUAAGCAGCCAGCCGGCUCAAACAAUACUGCAGCCAUUCUGCCAGCAUGGCCCGCAUCUCCUUACUCAAGCAGUCAGCCCCCAGCUCCCUCAUCAUGUGCACCUGUAGCAACAGAGGUACACGUGACACUCGGGGAAACAGUCACGUCGUCACCUGGUGGUCUCUGAGGCUGCUGGGCUGGUGCUGGGUCUCCAGCCACUGCAGCAGUAAAGGCAAGAAAAUAUCCUCCUCUAACUUGGCUCGUACCAUGUGUUCCUCAAAACUGCUCAGUACCGUAUUCCAGUGUCCACACAAUACACACUGUGCAAACUGCUGCCGUCCGCUGAUACAUCUGGCAAGCAAAGUCACCAGGUCUCGCUGAUCACGUAGAGCUUGCGUGAAAACAGCUUUCUUCCAAGAGGUAUACCCACAACCCUUUACCCUCAUUCUUUCCUUCUCUUUCUUAUCAACAAGUUGGUGUAUGUCAUUGUCACUAGCUCCAAGAACAGUCAAAUUGUUAGAGUCCCAGUAGAGCAUGGCAAGCCGGGCUCCCCUGCACCAUGACUGUGUUCUGUGGUAGGUGUAGAGAGUGACCCAGUGAUUCGUGACUCCCAGAAUAAACACAUGGUGCCCACGAGUUUUUCGUAGCUCCUCUAUUGUCUCCUGCAGUUUCAGAAUCUCUUCUGUAGAGUUCAGGACACAGCCAUAAGCAAACUGUGAGGAGAUAAUGUCAUAAAUGGAUUGGGACAACCACUCCAACCAACAUGAACUACAGAUAUCUUCUGUCGUCCACCCAAUGCCGUCAGUGAAGGAUCAAAGGUGAGGAGAUAAGCUAGAUAGGACCUCUCCAUCUCGCCAAGCAUCACGUGAUGCUGUGUCCAAGGCCACCAAAGGACCUCUGGAUGGGCCCGUACGUGAGCCAGCAGUAUACCAAUAGACACCCAGUACCUACAAAAUGGAAUACCGUAUGUUAGUAAAAGGAAGGUCAGUUGAGCUCACCUCCUCCAGAACUGAACGGUUGAGCGCGUCUUUUGCAGCAGAACAAGGGCCUCAUCAUGACUAACACAGUGGUAGAGCUGCAGGCACAAAAUGGCGAGGUAGAGGCAGUAAUGUCCACAGUACCCUGUGGGACCAAAGCAGCUCCAAGCCUCCAUCUCGCUCGCAGUAGCCACCCAGCACGUGCUGAGGUGAGUGAAGCCUCACUGUCUCACACACGUCAACGUGCUGGGAGCGGGGAAGAGGCAGAAAUUCAACUUCUUUCUCGCAUACUUCACCAAGCAAUGUACUUAGCAGUUCAUCCACCAUUUCUUCCGACGACACAUUACUAGUCAACUGAUUAGCAGAGGUAAUUGCGUCCAUACUACGCAUUAGACGACACCGUCCUGUCCCCCGAGCUGUCGCGCCACAAGGCGCACCUAAACCAACCAGGACCAGAUGCGUCGGGUGUGUUCUAAAUAGAGUUUUGAUGGUGUGCUCUAAAUAGAGUUUUAUGUGUACACAUCGAAGAUGGCAGGAGGCGAGGAUCAAGUGGUGAUAGAUUUCUCGACACUGCAGAGCCAGCAAACAGGGUACGAGUUCAAAGAUUUCCACCUGUCGGACCCUGGGACGGCUUCUCUGGGGGACAUGGAGGGAGGGGAGAUAAGUAGUGAGCCCCAGGACUCUGACAAGUUGCUGGAGGAAAAGAGUGGAUCCACAUCAUCUGAGCCGAGCUUUCUGUCCUUCCAGUACUACCAGAGCUUCUUUGAUGUCACCACAUCUCAGGUUCUCUACCGAGUGUUUGCAGGAAUGACUCCAGUCAGAGUUAGUCUGACAGAUGCCCUCCACCCAAAUCCUGACCUCUAUGGUCCUUUCUGGCUCUGCGCCACUCUCAUCUUCUCCAUAGCUGUGUCAGGGAACAUUGCCAGAGUCUUCAGUGAACAGAGUGACUGGGAGUUUCAUUUCCAUGAUGUCACUGUCUUGGGCACAGUCCUCUACAGCUACACCUGGCUGGUACCACUCACCCUUUGGGCGGGGCUGUGGUGGAGAAACCGUGGCGACCAGUACACACUGACCCAACUCCUUGCCAUCUACGGCUACUCCAUUGCUGUCUUCAUUCCUGUUGUAGUGAUCUGGGUGUUGGAUAGUGUCAUUGUCCGCUGGCUGGCUCUGGCUGUGGGGCUCUCUCUCUCUGUGUCAGUCUUGGUCAGAGCUCUGUGGAAACCACUGCAGAGUGAACGUGUCCAGGUUGCUGUCGUGAUCCUAGUUAUGCUGGGUCUGGUUCAUGCAGGACUUGGUGUGGGAUUCAAGUAUUACUAUUUUAGCUCCGGAUUUGUUCCCUCUUCAACGACUGCUUCUUCAUCGACUAGAUGAAUUUUUACACUCUUGUUUGUACGCAUGCGCAUAUUAUGACGUAAUCCUAUCCGUUGUUUUGCUCUUCGCAAAGAUCCGCUUGUCUUGCCGACCCAAAAUGUCGUGGCGUAUGGAGCCGGGCGGUGUUAUGUGCUUCUCGCCUACCAUGGAGCAGUUCAGAGACUUCUCUGCAUUCGUGGCUUACAUGGAGGACCAGGGCGCGCACAAGUUCGGCAUUGCUAAGGUUAUUCCACCGAAGGAAUGGUGUCCGCGGAGAAGCUAUGCGGACAUUGGCUCUGUGGUUAUCAGUACUCCAGUCAGCCAGUUCGUGUCCGGUCAGCAGGGGAUCUACCAACUUUAUAACAUCCAAAAGAAGGCGCUAACGUACAACGAGUUUGCUGCCAAGGCCAACAGCGACCAGUACAAACCUCCGAAGUACAGCAAUUUGGAGGAGCUGGAGAGAAAGUACUGGAAGAAUGUGACCUUCAACCAGCCUCUGUAUGGAGCAGACAUACAGGGGACUCUGACUGAGCCCAGUGUGAAAGAGUGGAACAUCAAUAGACUAGCCACCAUUCUUGACGGAAUGGUGGACGAGUACGGAGUGGCUAUUCCUGGAGUCAACACCGCCUACCUCUACUUCGGGAUGUGGAAGACCUCCUUUGCCUGGCACACUGAGGACAUGGACCUCUACUCCAUCAACUACCUCCACUUCGGAGCCCCCAAACUCUGGUACUCUCUCUCUCCUGAACAUGGACCAAAGCUAGAGAGACUUGCCAAAGGUCUUUUCCCAGAGUGUGCAGACGAGUGCGCCAGUUUCCUGAGGCAUAAGAUGUCCAUCCUCUCUCCCUCGGUUCUCAGACAGAACUCAAUCCAAGUCAACAAGGUGACCCAGGAAGAAGGACAGUUUAUCAUCACCUUUCCCUACGGCUACCACUCUGGAUUCAAUGCAGGCCUCAACUGUGCAGAAUCAACCAACUUUGCCUCUGUCAGGUGGAUUGACUUUGGCAAGAGAGCAACGCAGUGCAAGUGCCAGCCCGACAAUGUCAGAAUCAAUAUGGACUACUUCGUAGAGAAAUACCAACCUGAGCAGUGGAGGGCGUACUACAGACAGAAGUAUUCCGAGUCCCCAGCUCUACAGACCGAAGAUAGUUUGUUGGGCCGGAAGAGAGCCAGUCAAGGACCCGUUCUCUCAUUCUCUACUUCCGUCAAGAGACAGAGGAUCGCUGACCCAGUAAAGAAUGACUGGACUGAGAGGUUCAGUGGACUGUGGCAUAGCCAGCCACGAAACUUUGCUCUGGAGAGGGCCUUCAACCAGCUGGCCUCUCGUGGCACGACUCGCUGCUGUAUCUGCUCCAUCUUUGAUGUCCACAGUCCAUACCGUGGAAUGGACUCCGCCCAGAUCAGAACUGCCUCUCAGGGACUCCAGAUCAGUGAGCACUCAGAGAGGAGUCGAGGGGUUCGGUCACUGAAGGUGGUGGUACAGAGAGCACUCAUCGAGCUGCCCAGCAGUCUGCGCCGCAGGUGCAGUGUGGAGGGAGGAGAGGGAGAGACUCGCGGCAGACGAAGGUCUCGCAGAGCUAUGAAGAGGGAGCCCAGCCUUGAACAGGACGAUGCCGACUCACAACUGAUCACAUGCCAGUCAUGUGACAUCACAGUCCACAGAGGUUGUUAUGGAGUGACGGGUGAUGCUCCACUACCUACCCAGGACUGGCAGUGCACACGUUGCAGUGAGAAGGCUGUUAAUGCCGAGUGCUGUCUGUGUGUGUUGAGGGGAGGAGCUCUGAAGCCAACCACUACUGGUCGCUGGGCCCACCUGGUGUGUGCUGUCUCCAUUCCCGAGGUUUUCCUUGAGGACUCCUCUCGCAAGGAGCCAGUCCUGGCCUCCGACAUCCCUCGAUCCAGGAAGAAGCUGGUCAGACAGUCUUCUCUGGUGUCUACGUGUGUACUCAGCAGGAAUGACUGUGUGCAGAGGUGCUGCAUGUGUCUGCCAGUGCAAGCAACCAUGACCCGUGGCCUGGGGGUGUGCGUGCAGUGUGUGAGGGACCGCUGCUACUCGGCGUUCCACGUGACCUGCGCCCAGUACAGAGGUCUCCUGACUGAGGAAUGUGGGGAGAGAAGUGGACUGGUGUGCCACAAGCACUACAUGGUCCAGGAGGAGCAGGCUGGGCUGGAAAUAGGACCUGGAGAUGAAGUGUAUGUGGAGCAGGGUGGCAAGAUGGUGUCUGGUAAGGUGGUGGAGGUCAGCUCACAGACACAGUACGAGGUUUCAUUUGAGGACGGCUCAGUCUGCAGCAACCUUGGUCCAGGAGACAUUGUGGAUUCUCCCAGCAGUCCUCCACAGCAGGGCUCCAAGCUGAGAGUAAGAUGGAGUGAUGGUCAGAUCUACCCCACCACGGUCCUGGGCCAGCACUCUGCCCCUCUCUACACGGUGCUGUGCAGCACCGGCAGAAAGCUCCAACUGACAGAUGAAUACGUGUACUCAACCCGAGAAAAGCUACCUCGAGGACUCCAGAACAAAAUAAAGAAGAGUCUAAAGACCUGAACAUUGACCUACCGUACCGUACAGUACAGAGAGCACCAUGUUGUGUGUUGUUGCGUGUGUGUUCAUGUGUUCAUGGCCACUGUAAGUGGCUUCAGACUAACAUAAGAGUAUAAAAUCCUCGGCACUGACCGCAGUUGAAGUUCAGUAAUAAUAUAUUAUUACGGAGCAU